Messenger RNA from Striga asiatica, 927 nucleotides. Lineage: Eukaryota; Viridiplantae; Streptophyta; Magnoliopsida; Lamiales; Orobanchaceae. The record is from the annotation of a GenBank genome assembly.
AUGGAGGAGCAAGGAUGUUGGAGAAUAAUUAGAAAAUCAUGUUUCUUUGGAAAAUUUUCAAUUUUUGUAAACUAUGGAGGCCAGUUCAUUAAAUGUGGAACUUCUGUUGAGUACUUAGGUGGUAAAUUCAAGACAGUUCAUGGUUUAGAUGUGGAUCGGUUUGGGUAUUUUGACUUAAAAGAAGAAGUUGAGAAAAUGGGGGUUGAAAAGUUUGAAAAACUUGUAUACAGAAUACCAAAGAUAAAUGGAGCAGAUAGGUUUAAAGAUGUUGUUGAUGAUACUGUAGUUAUGGAGAUGAUUAGCCACGCUACUAAGGGAAGAACAUUAUUAGAGGUUUAUGUGGUUGGAGAAGUUAUAGAGGAAGAUAACAGUGAAAAUGAAGCUAGUGUUGAAAGUGCACCAAGGUCAGAGGAACAAUUUGAUGUUGAUUCAUAUAUAGAUAAUUUCUCUGAUCCAAAGAAUCCUAAUGAUGUGGAUUUAGAAGCUGAGUCACAGAAAGAUGGUGAUGUUAAUUUCUUUGAUCCAAAGAAUCCUAAUGAAGUGGAUUUAGAAGCUGAGUCACCGAAAGAUGGUGAUGUUAAUUUCUCUGAUCCAAAGAAUCCUAAUGAUGUGGAUUUAUUAGCUAAGUCACAGAAAGAUGGUGAUGUUGAUACAGAAGUGAGGAAUAACCUAAAAACUCCACAGUUGCAUACUUCCAAUGUGGGUGACUGUGAGGUUGGAAGUGGGUCUGGGGAUGAUAGUGAGGAUGAAGAAUAUUUUCCUGUUGAUGAAAGCUCAUAUGAUGAUGAACUUUCUGUUGAUGAUCUUGCUUCUGAUGAUGAUGGUGAAUAUCUUGAGGCAGGACAGAACCUGAAGAAGCAUAAAAAGGGGAUAUUAGAAGAUGAUGAAGAACGUGCAAGACAACAUGAAGUCAAAGAAGGCCAUUGA